AAGUUGUAGUAAUUUAGUUUUUUUGGUGGUAACAUAAAAUAGCAGCCGUUCAGCUAAAACCCUAAACCCUCUCUUCGUGCAGAAAUGGGGAAGAAGAAGAAGAGAGCCGAACGAGAAGCAGAAUCGGAACUCCUGAAUACAGAGACCAUCAAUGAGCAAAAUGAUCUCCAUAUUGCGAAUGGGGAUUCUAAGAAGAUAAAGAAGAAGAAAACCAAAGAGGUGAAGGAAGAAAGUGUGUUAAAGGAAAAACCCACAGUUUCCGUAGCACUCGCCGGAUCUAUCAUUGACAACACUCAGUCACUCGAACUCGCAACACGGUUGGCUGGCCAGAUUGCUCGUGCUUCCACCAUUUUUCGGAUAGAUGAGGUUGUUGUAUUUGACAACAUAGGUAGUUCAGUGGACUGUUCAGAUCCGAUGAUGGAGGAUGGGUCACAUGAUGAUGAAAGUGGUGCUGCAUUUCUUUUCAGGAUUUUGAAGUAUAUGGAGACACCUCAAUACCUUCGGAAGAGUCUUUUCCCCAUGCACAACAACUUAAGAUAUGUGGGUUCGUUGCCACCACUUGAUGCCCCACAUCAUUUGCGGAAGCAUGAAUGGGCUCCCUAUCGAGAAGGUGUCACACUAAAGGAUCGAAAUUUAACAUCUGGGGGAACACUUGUUGACGUUGGGCUUAGUAAGCCUGUUGCAGUUGAUCAAGUCAUUGCCCCAGGAAUAAGGGUGACAGUAUCCAUGGGAGCAGAGAGAAACUUGGAUGCAGGCAUACCACAUCAGGUUGUCUCUUCUUCAACACCUAUGGAGGAUGCAGGGAUGUAUUGGGGAUAUAAAGUACGAUAUGCUCCAAAUAUCAGUUCUGUAUUCAAGAAUUGCCCAUACAAGGGAGGGUAUGAUCACUUGAUUGGUACCUCCGAGCAUGGUCUUGUAAUGAAGUCCUCAGAUUUGACUCUCCCAUCAUUCAGGUAUGUUUCAAUAGUCGUUUGUGAUAUUUGUGUGUGCAAAUAGUCACCCCCCUUUUGUUACAGUACUAAUUU
This is a messenger RNA of Solanum stenotomum, 1025 nucleotides long. RefSeq lists its product as uncharacterized. The record is from RefSeq and is a predicted model, not a curated record. The coding region runs from base 85 to 996 and encodes 303 amino acids. The transcript is spliced from 8 exons. Lineage: Eukaryota; Viridiplantae; Streptophyta; Magnoliopsida; Solanales; Solanaceae.